AAGGCUCCUUGUAUAAGGGGGACUCUCCCUUUCUCCUGUCGUGUGGUACAGUACUAUCAGAGUACACCCCUUAGUCUUCAAAAAGCAUAUUCUGUAUCCUUGGAAAAUGGCUCCUACUACGACCUUACCGGCCUCCUGGUUCUAGAGCACCCCCCUCUAUCAAUUGGAGAGAAGAGCGAUAUUUCUGAAUGUGCACAACAGUCCCGCUUUGUUCCCCCUCAUAACUCUACUUUAUACUAGAAUUGCUAACAAUUACAGCCUCUUGAGAAGGCGUGGCAUUUUGUAGGGCCUGUCACACGAUUCGUGGAACGAGGUGAAAAAGUGUACUACGAAAUCGCCCAGGUCAAAUUCUAUGUCGUCAGCACAAGCCCUGAGGGCACUGGAUGGGGCACCGAUGGAAUAGAAGUGCGCCGUGAGAGUCCCGUAGCUUCACAACAACUACAGUUAGUAACCUAACAUGUUCGGACGAUCACGGCCUGGAGGACACCUCUGUCCAUGUGCGAGUACAUUUCACUUCAAGUGGCCUAGUCUUCAUCACGCUGUCAUCGGAUUCACUGCCCUUUAAAGAAUUCUUUCCGGAUCUCGAACUUCUUUUAUCAAAGGUAGAUUUCACCAAGUUAAAGUAUCGCCGGAGCAUUUCCUACGAAGGUGGCUUCAACUGGAAGACUAUGUGCACAUUCCCCUCGCCAUAUCCAUAGACUGGCCAACUGACGGCCCCCCGCAGGAUGGACGACUACCAAGAAUGUCUUCAUUGCCAAUACGCCCACCCGUCCUUCACCAAACUCUACCCACCUACUUUCUACACAAUUCAGAACCAUGGGAACUUUUGCAGACACAUUACCAAUCCCAGGAAGGUACGCACCCCCUACACUCCUGUCGCCCCAAGAUCACCAGGACCCACCCCCGACUCGCGAAAGCCCGAGGAUGGACUAUUUCUCUAUUUCUUCCCGAUCUGCACACUAAACUUAAGUCCCCAGUCUCUCCAGUGGACUAUCGAUCUAACACAUCCCAGGUCUACGGCGGCGGCAUGUCCUCAUUCCGCGCAUGCCCAAUGCCAGACCCCACUGUCUGAAGAAUGGAGUUCGACUAUUACUACAACGGAGAAGACGAAGCCUUUGAGGAGUACUUCAAGUUCGUGAGACAAGUUGCGUUGGAGGAUUACGAGUUGUGCGUUGCUGCACAACAAAAUCUCUAGAGAGGUGUGUAUGUGGAAGGGGUGCUAAACCCCGAGAAGGAAAGCGGAGUGAUAUGUGGGUCUACUCUAUAUCCACCAAGUUGAUGAUUAACACCAGUCUGCCUACUUAGAUUACCAACAACUGGUCAGAAAUCUAGUCCUAGAAAAGUACAAAGCCGAGAGGGCGGAAGCAGGGGAGGAGGCAGCAAACGACAGCACCUCCCGCGUUUCCGCAGUUAAUCAAGCACCACCGGGGCCCUCCGGGUCGACAACAGUCGGCGUCGGAGCU
Tuber aestivum (summer truffle) is the source of this 1463-nucleotide messenger RNA. The record is from the annotation of a GenBank genome assembly. NCBI's taxonomy places the organism in Eukaryota, Fungi, Ascomycota, Pezizomycetes, Pezizales, Tuberaceae.